CCCAUCAUUACGGAUCCGCAAAAGCUGUACUUAACGAUGGACGUGCGCUAACCUCAGACAAGGAGUUUGUUUUUGCGCAGCUUAUUUACUUUUGUAGCGUUAACAAACCAGGGAGGGAGUCCACCUCCUAAGUAUUAUAACGUAAAAUUAAUUAAUAAUUAAAAGAGACACACAGAAAUGGCAGCGUUGAGCAAUCCUAACAUGAAGACUUUAGAGGAUUUGACUCUGGACUCUGGAUACGGAGCCGGGGACUCUUACAGGUCCCUCAGCCUGUGCUCCUCCAAGUCCAACUCGCAGGCGCGCAUCAGCUCUCCACCGCGGGGCAACUGGUGGAGCUACGCGGGCUCUAUGAACAGCAGAAACAACAGCUGGGACACAGUGAACACAGUGCUUCAAGACCCUGAGGACAUCUUCUCCAAGUGUCCGAGGUUACCAGAAUUAGAGGAGUUCCCUUGGACAGAUGAGGAGAUCGAUGUGGUCCUGCGUAAAGUUGCUGGAUCUUUUACUCCAGACAGUGUCAGGCGUUUGUCAGUGCUGAUGCGCAGAGCUUUAUUGAGGAUCUCCAGAGAGGCGCAACGGUUGAGUGUCCUGCACUGCAGGUGCACACGUUUCGAGGUGCAGAGCGCGAUGAGAUUGGUCAUGAGCUGGGCACUGGCGGAAAGUUGCGUGUCGGCCACGAUUAAAGCCAUCUCGCUGUACAGCAUGAGCGCUGGAGAGGUCCUGCGGAAGAGCAAGUCCUCCCGCUGCAGACUGAGCCUGUCUGUGGGGCGCUUUUUCCGCUGGAUUGUGGACACUCGGAUCUCGGUGCGCAUCCAUGAGUACGCAGCGAUCUGUUUGACCGCCUGCAUUGAAAAUCUAGUGGAGGAAAUCGGGCUCCGUGUGCUGGCGGCGCAGAGCGGGACCCCCACAUCUCCAUUGGGAGCUGAUGCGUUGGGGGCUGUCGUUAACAACGAUGCGGAAAUAUUUGGUCUUGUGCAGAACUAUGAACAUCUCAUCUGCGGGAAAAACGCCAAUGGUGAGCUGUCCUUGCUGGCCUAUUUUAGCACGUAUGCUGAUGGUCCAGACUCAUUGGUGGAGAGCAGAGAGAAUGCAUAUGCCCAGCUGGAGCUCAGGACACUGGAGCAGGCCCUGCUGGCUACCUGUGUGGGCAGCCUCUCCGAACUCAGUGACUUGGUCUCCCGUGCAAUGCACCAUAUGCAGCGUUUGGUUUCAGAAGGUCCCAGUCUCAGUCCUGGCCAUAUUUUCUGCCUGCAGCCCAUCUCCUGGUCUCCAGAUGCCCUUCACACUCUCUAUUACUACCUACGUAGUCCACAGAUGGAGUCCCUGGAGAACCCCAACCUUGAGCCACCUAAGACAGCCCUCAGUAAAGAGAGGCCAUUUCCUCUUCUUCCUCCUCUAAUGGAGUGGAUGCGUGUUGCCAUGGUGCAUGCAAAGCAUCGUCGGAGUCUGUUAGUGGACAGUGACGAUGUGAGAGAGACUGCUCGACAGCUUCUCCCUGGACUGGACUGUGAACCCAGACAGCUCAAGCCAGAGUGCUGUUUCACCUCCUUUAAACGUCUGGAUUCAAAGGCUGCCGCAGACAAGUUUAAUCUGGAUCUUGGCUUUCGCAUGCUCAACUGUGGACGCACAGAUCUGAUUGGCCAGGCUAUUCAGCUUCUGGGCCCAGAUGGGGUGAACAGUAUGGAUGACCAGGGCAUGACUCCUCUGAUGUACGCUUGCUCGGCAGGGAAUGAGGCUCUGGUGCACAUGCUCAUCAAUGCCGGAGCAAACUUGGAUGUGGCGGUGCCUAACUGUUCACCAAAACAUCCCUCUGUCCAUCCUGAGAGUCGCAAUUGGGUUGCUCUAACAUUUGCAGUGCUGCAUGGUCAUAUUUCUGUAGUACAGCUCCUGUUAGAUGUGGGAGCAGAUGUGGAGGGUUCAGCCCUAAAGAACAGCCACCACAGCUCAGUAGAAACACCCCUCCAGCUGGCAUCAGCCGCAGGGAACUAUGAGAUGGUGAGUGUGCUGUUGUCCCGUGGCGCUGACCCCAUGCUGAGGGCGCAUCUGACAUCAUCAAUCUAUGAGGGCAUGAACUGCUUUAGUCACGCUGCUGCACAUGGACACAGGAAUGUGUUGAGGAAGUUAUUGAGUCAGCCACAGCAGCUGCAGGAGGAUGUGCUUUCUCUUGAAGAGAUCCUGGCGGAGGGAGUGGAGGAGCAGGAGGAUCAAAAAGAGGAAGGCAUGAUAGACAGAAAGUAUGUUCCCGCUCCCAGUGAUGGAGGCGCUCCACAGCUGUGUAAGGCCCGCAUUAGAGCUCUGCAAGAAGCCAGCCUGCACAGUGCAGAGCACGGAUACCUGGAUGUCACCAUGGAGCUCAGGGCACUGGGAGUGCCAUGGAAGCUGCAUGUAUGGCUGGAGUCUGUGCGCAGUGCCCAGCUCCAGUCUCGGGCUGAGCUUACUCUUUCUCUCCUCAAAGACUUCAACACCAUUGGGCAAGAAAAAUACUGUGAGGAGCUGCUCUCAGAUGGUCUUCCACUCCUGUUCUCCAUUCUUAAAAACAGCCAGAGUAAGGAAAUCCGUAAGCAGCUGGCAGCCAUUUUUAGCCACUGUGUUUGCUCCACAGCUGCCCCGUCUAUUCCAGCAGUAAAGGACACACCUACAGUUCAGCUGGAUGCUCAUUUUCUGAAUAACACAGAGAUGUCUGAUGUAACAUUUGUGGUGGAGGGAAGGCCGUUUAAUGCCCACAGAGUCCUCCUCAUGUCUGCUUCACAGAGGUUCAGAGACUUGCUGAGCCUCUACAGAGGUAAUGGCACAUCAGAUCACAUGGCCAUUGAAAUAGCUGACUUAAAGUACAGCAAUUUCCAGAUGAUGAUGGCUCAUCUGUACUGUGGAGGAACAGAAUGUCUAGAAGUGUCUGUCCAUGAUUUGUUAGAGCUUCUGCCUGUGGCCCACUCAUUCCAACUUCCUGUUUUAAAGAGACACUGUGAAAUCCUCUGCUCAGAGAAAAUAAACCUCAACAAUGCUGUGAACAUCUACCAAACUGCCAAGCAGGUUAGUGAAGCGUUGGAGUUGGCAGUAUUCUGUGAAGGCUUCUUCCUGCAGAACAUGGUUGAUCUUCUGGACUAUGAGCAGUUUGAGGAGCUUGUGUUAGGUUCUGACUGCAGCACUGGGCUGGAUCCAGAUGCCCUGGAUGGGCUGCAGGCUACACUGGCCUCAAGGUUGCACUCACUUUGUGGCCGGUGUAGAGUUUGAAAGCACUGGGAAAACCAUGAGAACUUACAGAUAUGGCUUUUAUGCUGUUAUUAGGAAAACACUGGCAACGCUCAGAUGUGCAGGGGUGUGAAGUCCCAUACCAACACAGUUUUUACAUCUUCUUAGUCCUCUAGAUGGCAUCCUAUCCUUUUUUAUGUUAUUUCAAAGCUAUACAGUGCAGUAUGUUUUUAAAGGGGUGUGUAUUUAUGAUAAAUUUAAAGCAUAAAGGGCGCAUUCAUUUGUGACAUUGUUUGCAUGUGGUUCCUAGAAGGCUACCGCCCUCUAGUGGUCAAUGCGGUCCUAAACAUGCAUCCAAAUUGAUUUCGAGAUGUGUAUACAUAGUAGUAUUGUAGAUACUUUUGUAUACUUACUUUAAAGUGUAAAUAUAUUUAUAAUAUGCAAUGGUACUGGGGUACAUUUGGGAUCAUUAAAUAUAAUGUAAAUUAUUUGAUGUUAAAGUUUCCAUGCAAUAUUAGAAUGACACCAGUAAUCUUGAAAUGACCAAUAAAAGUGAACUAGGACAUUUACAUUACGUGAUUUCCUUUCUUGUAUAUGUUGCAACCGGAGUAGGCUAGAUUUACUGUUUGGGUUGGCCUCCAAAAAAAAAAAAAAAAAAAAAAAAAAAAAAAAAAAAAGGGCUACCUAUGGGUAAGGGCCCAAAAUGGGCAGGCCAAGUCUAUAAGCAAAUUUAAAAUCAGCUCAUUAAAUGGUAUUUACACUGCAAAGGUACAUCUGAAGCAGCAAACAUACCAUGAAAAGGAGCAUGGUUUAUGCAGACUUUUUAAUGUGGCUUACAUUUAUUUAAACAUGUAUCACACUCACGAUUGACAUAUGUAAAUUUUUUGCCACACUGAUGCUGUAAUCCAUUUACACAGCAUUUGAAAUAUUUGUGAAUGAAACUGUUUACUUCC
Myxocyprinus asiaticus (Chinese sucker) is the source of this 4142-nucleotide messenger RNA. Its product is annotated as ankyrin repeat and BTB/POZ domain-containing protein 2-like. The transcript has 17 exons. The record is from RefSeq and is a predicted model, not a curated record. Gene Ontology annotation, molecular function: protein heterodimerization activity. Bases 178 to 3231 code for a protein of 1017 amino acids. NCBI's taxonomy places the organism in Eukaryota, Metazoa, Chordata, Actinopteri, Cypriniformes, Catostomidae.